This is a messenger RNA of Pseudozyma hubeiensis SY62, 4782 nucleotides long. Its product is annotated as membrane transporter. The transcript is spliced from 3 exons. Gene Ontology annotation, cellular component: membrane; endomembrane system. Lineage: Eukaryota; Fungi; Basidiomycota; Ustilaginomycetes; Ustilaginales; Ustilaginaceae. Bases 1 to 4782 code for a protein of 1593 amino acids. Gene Ontology annotation, biological process: intracellular calcium ion homeostasis; calcium ion transmembrane transport. Gene Ontology annotation, molecular function: calcium:proton antiporter activity. The record is from RefSeq and is a predicted model, not a curated record.
AUGUCGAGCCCGAGCGGUGACGCGCAAAAGCGUCUCGGCGUCGCUUCGGCUCUACCGACAGCCGACGACCGCCUCAGCGACGAUUCGCACAAUGCCUCGCUCAGCACCACUCCCACGCAGAGCCACAUGCACAAGUCCAACCCUUCAUCCGCCUCGAGACUAACUGCAGGAGCCGCCUCCACUCUUCGACCCAACAGCAACUUGCGCCCUCCGAUCCCUCACGAUACUCCUUCCGCCACAUCGCAUCGUCCGCAGCAGCCAUCCAACUCAUCCUACUCGGCCGCUUCCGACAGACUUAGCGCAUCUAACGACGAGUCCAACACUUCGCUCGUCGGCCGCGCCAAGCCAAGUUCCUUGCUGCGGACACCACAGACACGUCCUGCACUGCCAAGGCAAGGCUCGCGUACUCAGCGUUCCGUCUCUUACGCAAACUCGGACCUCGAAACCGUAUCUGCCAUGUCCGCCUCCGAAUACAGCUCAGCCGGCGAAGACGAUCCAGACCAGUGGCGUAGAUCUCAACGCGGCCGUCCCGCCGACUCUGUCGUCCGUCAAGGCACCAACAUUGGUCGUUCCGGUCUGCUCGUCGAUCCAUCUCGCUCAGCAAGUGGCGUGCCAUCGGCAGCGACCAGCACGUCCAAGACGCGUCGUCCCUCUGCUCACACCAGGGACUCGAGCAAAGUCCGCAGACAGAGCAAAGCCUACCACACCGAAGACGACUAUCUCGACGCUGCAGACGACGAUCGGUACGGUCCAUUGGACGAUGAGGACGACGAGGUCGAGCACCACGACAGAGGUGAGGAGCUCGUUCGUCGUCGAAUGAAGGCUCGUCAGCGCGAAAAAGCUCUGCGUAAGAAGGCCGAAAAGGAGCGUUCUCGCCAAUCGUUUGCUGCCUAUGGAACCACCAGCAACGCUCAGAGCAACAGUGCUUCUCAGGACAACAACAAUGCCGCACUCCUCUCUCCUAGCCUUAAACCUUCCUCGGCCAUCCUCGGUCAACGUUCCACCUCGCCCUCGCCGCUGCCCGAUCGAUCAAGGCGUCCCACCACUAUCACAAUGCCGCCGCCUGCAUUUGGCAAUCAGCAGCUUGGCGCUCUUUCCCCCACCUCGGCAUCUGCUGUGCACAGCCCCGGUGGAGUCGCCAGUAGACUCUCGUCCGCAGCUGGCUAUCCCUCCCCCCAUGGUCACAUUCGUCGACCCAGUUCAAACAAUGCACAGAAUCGCUUCAGUGGGAUCAGCCAUGGCCAAACAAGCACCGCCGGCCCCAGGAGCGCCUCACAAGCGCCUCAAACAGCUCCCGUCGCCAACGACUUUUUCAACGGCCUCGGCUCCGCUUCCAGCAGCGGCCGGGCUCCCACUGAUGCGAGCUCCAGCAUGGCAGGCAGCGUUCAAGCCGAUGAUGAUGCGGACGAGGAUGGCGACACCAUCGCCAGUCUCGCGGAUAGACGUCGUCGCGACGACACCGGCGAACAUACAGGCGAUACCGCUCGACUCAGUGGCGAGGAUGACAUCGAAGCCGAAUUCGACCAAGAUGUCGAGGGCGAGGAUGGCGGCGGUCACGGCGAAGACGACGACGACGACGACGAAGACAUUACGGAUGAUCAAGAUGUCGAGUAUACGCUUAAGGAUCGACAGGACGCCAUCAACAUUGAGCAUCCCUUUGGCCUGCCCAUCUGGAAGCCUGCGCUGUACAAAAAGUCGCGUUCCGUCACCCGCAACGCCGAGAUUGCCCUCCACUCGAUUCCAAGCGCUGCUGCAGAGCGCCACCUCCUGCCUGGCAACAUCCUCUGGACCAUCUUUUUCGGCUCUUGGCUAUCCCUUAUCUGCUACCUUUUCUCCAUCCUCAUCAACUUCGUGCCGCUUGGAGGAUCUCGGUACGCUCGGGUCAUCUGGGAGCUCGGCGGAUAUCUCUUCUGGCCGUUCGGAAAGUACGUCGAAGUUGAGGUUGCUCCCCACAGUGGUGACCGCUGUGCCGGUACAAGCAACAACACCGACGAGGCAGCAGAGACUCAGUGGGUCGAGAACUCUUUCACCCCCGUUGCAGCGCGCUUUCCUCACGACCACGCCCAUGUCGUUCCUUUUAACUCUCGUCCCGAAUCGCUUCUAUCGACGCCGCGCGACAAGCUUGGAAGCAGUCUAAACGACACGCUUCGUCCAGAAGAGACUACUCAUCAGUGUGCCGACGCCGGCUCUUCGAGCGGAUCGGAGGCGCGCAAGUCCACGCCACGUGCCUCUGAGCAUGGUGAGUCCAGCCGCACCUCGCAACAGGAGCAGGACGAGACAACUUCGCUCAAGGGCAAGGCAAAGGCAAACGACUACGGCUCCACCUACGACUCGCAGAUCGGAAACCAACUCACCGACCUCGAGCGCAUCGAGGCUGAGCAACGAGUUUAUGGCUACGUCGACGAUGAACACGGUCACGAUGUCGGCGCUUCGCAACGGGUCGGUGGCCGCGCAGCCUUCGCCAUCUUCUACGGCAUCUUCCUCUUCCCUCUGAUGGGUCUCGUCUGCCUCGCAUGCUGGGGCAUGGUCUUUCCUAUUCCUAUGGCUAAGCUGACGUGGGUCUUGCUCAAGAACCUGGCCACGCGUCCAUUGGCUCUGCACUUCCGCUCGGCAUCAGACUUGGCGAAGCGGCAGCAGCAGCACGGCGAGAUUGACGAGAUUGCUGGCGCCGCAAAGAAGUUCUUCCUCCCGCUGAAACCUGGCGAGCCCGCUCCGCGUCCCGCACCGGUCAACGCUGGCAAGGUCACCCUGCAGCGACGCAGCAAGAUCCUGCUCUGCACGUACCGUGCCGUCGGCAGCCAGUACUACAAGUACACGGUCGGUGGCGUCAACAUCUUGUUCGUCAACACGCUCCCCCUGGUCUUUUUCACCAUCUUCGACUUUUUCGUCAUCGAACGCUACGUCGAGCACCACGGCAUCAAGCACGGCUUCCUGGCUUUUAUCUCAGGUCAGGGCGUCAUCUUUAUGCUUGCGCUUGGAAGCGUUAUCCCGCUCUCCUACUUCAUCGGCAUGGCGGUUGCAAGUAUCAGUGCACAGAGCAGUAUCGGCAUGGGUGCCGUGAUCAACGCCACUUUCGGUUCCAUAAUCGAGAUCAUCCUAUACGCGAUCGCAUUGACGCAAGAAAAGGCGCGGCUGGUCGAAGGUUCGCUCAUCGGAUCCAUUUUGGCUGGUGUGCUGCUCAUGCCCGGUCUCUCGAUGUGCUCCGGCGCCACGAGGAGAAAGGAGCAGCGCUUCAACGCCAGAUCUGCCGGUGUAACCAGCACCAUGCUGAUCAUGGCCAUCAUCGGUAUCCUAACGCCUACGCUGUUCUAUCAAAUCUAUGGCACCUUCCAGUUGACCUGUGAAGGUUGUCCCACUGGCAACGUCCCUGGCGAUACUUGGAGUUGCCGUCGAUGCUUCUACGAACAUGUGCCACCGGCCACGGAUCCCUUCUUCCAGCAGAACGUCCGUGGCCUCAUGUACACUUGCACCGUCGUCUUGGUGCUUUCGUACGGGGUCGGAUUGUGGUUCUCGUUGCGCACCCACGCUUCUCAGAUCUGGCAGAACCCCCAGCCGGUGCAGCCAGGUCAAAACCUUGUGGCCAACCAAGCAACACUCGCACACCUUCCUUCGGCACAGCGCGCUUCGAUCUACAAACGACUUGUCCCCGCGACGGUGAUGCAGCAGCUCUUGCCGACGACGCAACCUGCUGGUGGCGCAAGCGGUGCGCAAGGCCACUCUUCGGCCAUCAGUGGGACGACAUCGGCACCCGGCACGAUCAAGGCUUCUGGACAUGCACAUCAAAGUACAGACGCUACGCAGGACGGUCCACGACCUUUGCAGCUGCCCGAGCACUUCAGCCAGGAAGAGUAUGAUCGAGCUGUGGCACUCACAGCGUCCGCCUUCCACACUAUGCUACAACAGCAGCAGCGACACGACGAUCACCAUUCUGUGAACCCGGGCGGCGGCGAACGAGAUCAUCUUCGUCGUCAUCAGUCGCAACAACAGCAGCAGCAGCACGGCAAGCAUGCGUCCAUGCACGAAGAAGCGGCAGCAGCUGCACCGCGAGGAGCUGCACACGAGGAGUCCGAGGGUCACGGUGGUCACGAUGCCCCUUCGUGGUCGAGAGGUACAUCGCUCACAGUGCUCCUCUCGUGCACCGUACUGUACGCCAUCAUCGCUGAGAUCCUCGUCGAUGUCGUCGACGUCGUUCUCGAUGGCUCCGGAAUCGACGAGAAGUUCCUCGGCAUCACCCUUUUCGCUCUGGUCCCCAACACCACCGAGUUUAUGAACGCCAUGUCCUUUGCGAUCAACGGCAACAUCGCACUCUCGAUGGAGAUCGGCUCCGCCUACGCUCUGCAAGUGUGCCUGAUCCAGAUCCCCGCCAUGGUGGUCUUCUCGGCUUACUACAACUCGGGCAUCUCGGACGACCUCAACCUGAUCCACCGAAGCUUCACCCUCAUCUUCCCACGAUGGGAUGUGAUUGCGAUCAUCUUUGCCGUCUUUUUGCUCACCUACACGUACAUCGAGUCGCGAUCCAACUACUAUAGGGGUACAAUCUGUAUCUUGAGCUAUACGGUGCUGGUAGCUGGAUUUUUCUUUGCUCCUAGCACGGGGGACGUCGAGGAUCCAGGCGAUGACAACAGGGGGUUGAAAGGUAUGGUUGGGACCAUGGGGUUGAUGGCAGGAGAAGGUUUGAAGGGUCUGAUGGGUCAGAAGAUGAUGUUUGCGGUGGAUGGCGGGAGACAAAUGCAAAUUUCUCGAGACAGGUGCAAAAUAAUCGUGAUGGACAAGAGAAGCUAA